AUGAGUGGUCGAGCUCCUCCAGCGAAAUGGCCUCAUAGUCGUCUGAAACCGGUGGCGGACUCCCUUGAGACUGUGGGAUUCGUGUCAAAGGGAGAUCGCAAAUUGCUGGACCACAAAGCCCAAAAGGACUAUUACGACAAGAUUGUAGCCAGAUAUAUUGAGUUCUGUGCUCGCCAUUCCAAGAACCUAGAUGCAGCCUGGUUAUCUCUCCCCCGAAGCGCCUCGAACGAUGCGACGAAAAACCCGCCAGCUUCCGUUUCACAAUCCACCAAAUCGGCAGUGUCACCCGGUCCCUCAGCUGCCACAGAGUUGUCCACCCUCCUUCUCUCCCUUCGUAAGCUUCGCGAGGCCGUAUUGGCCACCGCCUCGACCACCCCAAUCGCCUUCUCCCAGCGCGUCCAUGUGUUCUCCAUCAAGGUCUCCAUCCAAGCUCGACAUCCACCGUCCUACUUUCCUUCCCUGCGCCACCUUCUCGACGAUCUUCACACCCCUUCCAACCCGUUGCCGGAAACUGAGCUAAAGUAUCACACCUCGUACCUCAUUCUGGAUUAUGCGUGCCGACAGGAGGAUUUGGUUGCCGCUUUUGAGCUGCGCGCCCGUGCGCGCAGGCAGUACAAUUUCCACUCGCGCGAGGUUGACCAGAUCCUGCAAGCCAUUGCACAUGACAACUGGAUUGUAUUCUGGCGGGUCCGAAAGGAGGUCGAUUCUGCCAUGCGCGCAGUCAUGAAUUGGGCAGAAGACAGGGUCCGGCGACAUGCUCUCAAGGCAGUUGGUAAGGCGUACCUCGGCGUCGACAUUGCGUGGAUCGUCGAAGGCUGCACUGGAGACUCGACUUGGACUUGGGAGACGCUGGCAGAGAGAGAAAAGCUAGGCUGGGAGAAAGAGGGUGACAGGAUUAUCAUCCGGAAACCGAGGUCGAAGCCUAGACCCGAGGGCAAUCUUACGCCCAUCCAGGAGAAAAGCACGGGUUGA
Molecule: messenger RNA, 972 nt
Organism: Aspergillus mulundensis
Lineage: Eukaryota; Fungi; Ascomycota; Eurotiomycetes; Eurotiales; Aspergillaceae
Exons: 2
Coding region: 1-972 (323 amino acids)
Source: RefSeq, a predicted model, not a curated record